This is a messenger RNA of Dioszegia hungarica, 2190 nucleotides long. RefSeq lists its product as uncharacterized. The record is from RefSeq and is a predicted model, not a curated record. The coding region runs from base 1 to 2190 and encodes 729 amino acids. The transcript has 17 exons. Lineage: Eukaryota; Fungi; Basidiomycota; Tremellomycetes; Tremellales; Bulleribasidiaceae.
AUGGUGGAAGAAGCUUGCAAUUCCGGGCGAGGCCUGUGCUCAAAAACGAAAAUAGCGAUACCUCAAGAUGGUCAAAGGAUAGGGUCCCGGCAGCGGCUUCGAGGCAAGUCAACCCCUCGCGAAGGGACAAAUGAGUUCAAUCCCGUGUAUCUACCCGCCUUAGGGGACAGCCCGGCGAAAACAGAGGUGUGGAUGGAGUGUGAGGCUGCAAGGGCAUUUGAGAUCGUCAUAGACGACCUCCAAGAACCUGGCCGACCAUACCCGCACUCAGUUGCCGACGUGCAGAUUGAUGGGAGACAGACGAACAGCCGCAUUCUCAGUGGCCCUUCCCGUCCAACAGCGAUAAUUCGACGAAUGACAUACAAGCGCGAUGAGCAAAUCCUCAAAUAUCCCCUGAUCUUUGCCCCAAUUAGGGCUGUGGCCGACCGUGAAGUAGCGGCUCUUGUCUCAUCUCACAGCCUCGUCGUGAGCACAAUGUCGGUGAGCCUCACAUACGGCACGCAAGGCGGGAGAAGCGAGGAGUGUAAAAGGCUUGUCGUGGAAGAGCUGGGUACGAUGUGGGAAGAGCACGCGGCAAAGCUGGGCUCCAUGGUGGACGGCGGCGAGCGGCCUUGCGAGAACCAGACGCCAUCAAUAUUUUACGACUUCAAAAGGGCUAAGGAGGGAGUCUUCUAUGAGUUCCGUAUCAAAUAUGCGCUGCGGACUGUCAUCGAUGAGAGACUGAAGCUUGGUAUGUUCUCGCUUCUCAGAUGUGAUUGUCGCCAAGACUCGCUCAUUCGCUCAUUCGCUCAUUCGCUCAUAGUGCCCGACGACGCUUCACUGCUCGGUCCACUCCAGCCCAAGGCAGGUCCCUCAAUUGCGGCUGCCAAGAAAAGAGAGCGGAGCGACACUGCAUUCCGGCGUGAGGUUUCUACUGCUUCGUCGUCCAGCUCAUCAUCCGAGGACGAGCCUGCAGGCCCGACAAAGAGCGCUCAAGGCGGUACCCUAGCCAUUUUUCAGGCCUUGUUGAAAGAAGCGGAGGCUCAGCGCAAGGAGGCACGAGCGAAGAAGGAGAAGCGGACCGCGAGGAAGAAGGAGAGGCGGGAGAAGAAGGAGAGGAGACUGGAGGGGAAAAGAGCUAGGUAUGCUAUUGAUCUGACGGGCAAUUCGGAGCAGGAAGGGGAGUCGAUAGGUCAAGAGCUCAAGGAGACAUGUAAGAAAGAGGAGAUUUCGGGGUCGACCCCUUCACCAGGACAUUCAGAGCCUUUAGCCAAUAUGCCGAAGGGCGCAGGUAUCGCCAGUGACGUCGAGGUCUGUGUAAACUUUGCAGACGGGCGAAAACUCAAUGAGUUCAGAGUGGAGCACCAUGCCGCAACGGCAAACGACCCCGCCGUACCGAGGCCUGGUUGGAGGCUGAAACUUCAAAGAAUCAGGGCUCGAGCACUGAUGCCACAGGACUUUGAGGUCGAUAUUCGAGACCCAAGGGGCACACCUAGGGGCUUCGAAGAGCGAUUGCAAUUGACUUCGGCGCUCGAUGGUCGCUUAGCAAAGAAGGUCGUAUUCAGUUCCGAUCACAAGAGACACUCGACGACAAGAACUAUCACCGUCGUGCACGAGGGGCAGCUUCUGAGUUGCCCCUUGAAUUUCUCGGUACCAGAUACGGUGGACGACCUCGAAGCAGCCGACGUCGGCUUGAAGGAGGCGCAUGCGAUGGGUCAUAUAAUCGUCACCGUGGAACUAGGCCGCUUAACCCUCUUCGGCGACUCUCUCAGCACUGCCUCGCCCCUGCCGGAUGUGGGGACAUUCUGGGAGAAGCACAUUAAAAUUGGGUCCAUGAUCAAGGGUAAUCUGGCCAAAGCCGAGCCGGCGCCUCCUCCAAAGAGCGAGAGGAGAUAUAUUUUCACUCCAGCCAGUGGAAAGCCCCAUUACGAGUUUCGCCUGAAGUACUGCACUCGCGCCAUCAUCGAUCUCAAAUUAGGCCUCUGCAAGCCUGUCGUCCAACCUGCCCCGACGACCCCUGCGGCUCGAGCCUCGGCGUCUACCAUCUCCAUUCCCGUUUUAGGAGAGCGGCCUCGAGCACCAUCGAUAGCGCUCUCCGACUGUUCGUCGAGCUCUUCGUCCUCGUCCGACUCAGAAGCUGCUGCUCCUGCUGGCGGAUCAGACGGGAUGAUGGCGCUUUUCCAAGCAUAUAUCCAGGCGAGUCAAUGCUGA